UUCUUUUUUUUCUUCUUCUUCUUCAUAUUCUAUUUUUUUCCUUUUCUUCUUUUCCUUCUUCUUUCAUGUCACUGCUCAUGCGCAUUUUUAAUCUGGUUUUGGCCCCGUGACUGCCCAAAUGAGUGAAGUGUGCGGUGAUUCUAAGAUCGACGGCACUCAUCUGCAUGUCAUACUGACUGACAGUAUUAUUUCUCUUCCCCAGCAGACUCCAAGGGCAUUUAAAUUAAAGGUACAGUGUUCUGCACUAAUAUAA
This is a messenger RNA of Staurois parvus, 253 nucleotides long. The record is from the annotation of a GenBank genome assembly. NCBI's taxonomy places the organism in Eukaryota, Metazoa, Chordata, Amphibia, Anura, Ranidae.